UUCCUCUUACAUUACUCACAAAGGCUCAGCUCUCAGCUGCAGUCGCCACUCAAAUGAACUAUUUAACCAGCAAAGAAGGUGAGUUUACUAUGAAGCCAGUCAGUCUGUGGGUUGUGUCUGAUUUGUCCACUUCCUCUGGUCGACAAAAUGAUCUUGAAUGUAUUGAAAUUUAUGGAGACUAAAGAUACAGUUCGUGUUGGUAUUAUUGAUAAUCCCUCCUCCUCCUCUCUCUCUCUCUUAUCCAUCAACUAUCAGUCUCCAUUAUACAAUCACAGAGACCUUCAGUAGCCAUACAAUCACUCACUCUUCUAUUAUCACUGGAGGAUGGGCGGGGCUUAGAAAAUGAGGAGGAGCUUGUUGGUCUUUUUAAAGAUAUAGAGAAGUUUAAAAUGGCUGCCUUUGAGAAGAGAAUGAAAGAGUUGGCGUCUUCAAGUGUUUUUGAGUAUCAGAGAGAGUUUCUGAAGAGGGUACUCCAAUUAGAGCCCGGGGCAUCAGCCAUACUGAGCAAUGGGAGGUUGAUUGGUCCUUUGGGUCCUAAGGAGUCAUUCAUUUUUGAUGAUUUGGAAGCUCUUUAUAAUUUUGAGAUCAGUUCCCACGUUCAGACUAUAUCAAAUGCUAUUGAUUCAGUUGAUUUGAUUCUGCCUGAUCCUGAUUCUGAUACCACCGAAUAUCGUAGUGAUCUGGUCAUGAGAUUAGCCUCAUUGUUACGGAGUCAGACUAAAGCAAGACGAUUAGAACUGGAUAGUUUUAAGAAAGAACACAGUGUUCUUUCUGUUCCUCCUCUCUCCUCUGGUCCUGUUAUUCAUAUUCUCCUGAUAUUAGAUCCUCUCUCUCCUUCCUCUCAGAAGCUGUCCCCACUCUUAGGGAACCUCAAGGACCUCCUCCCAUUGAAUAUCACUGUUCUCUUUAACCCUCUCACUAAACUAUCAGCACUGCCUUUGAAGGAGUGAGUUCAAUUAUAUUACAUUUAUUGAUUCAUUUAUGUACAUCUAUUGCACAAGUUUCAAUCCCAUGUUGUUUAA
Amphimedon queenslandica is the source of this 1022-nucleotide messenger RNA. Its product is annotated as UDP-glucose:glycoprotein glucosyltransferase 1-like. Gene Ontology annotation, molecular function: UDP-glucose:glycoprotein glucosyltransferase activity. Gene Ontology annotation, cellular component: endoplasmic reticulum. The record is from RefSeq and is a predicted model, not a curated record. NCBI's taxonomy places the organism in Eukaryota, Metazoa, Porifera, Demospongiae, Haplosclerida, Niphatidae. The transcript has 6 exons. Gene Ontology annotation, biological process: ERAD pathway. The coding region runs from base 390 to 950 and encodes 186 amino acids.